Molecule: messenger RNA, 691 nt
Organism: Acanthoscelides obtectus
Lineage: Eukaryota; Metazoa; Arthropoda; Insecta; Coleoptera; Chrysomelidae
Source: the annotation of a GenBank genome assembly
CGCAAACUGUAUGGGUAAUGAUGAAUGUCCAUUGACAUUAGAUGAUGCUGGCGGCGUUUUAGGACAUGCAUACUUUCCUGACUCUAGCGGCACCUGUAGAGAAAUCCAUUUAGAUAUAAAUGAACGCUGGUAUUUUGGGAAUAAUCCUAAUAUACCCAAAAAUCAAACUAGUUUUCUUAUGGUGUUGGUUCAUGAAAUUGGACAUGCCCUCGGCAUAGCACAUAGUGCUUCUCCGAAUGCUAUUAUGUUUGCCUUCUAUCAGCAUGAGAUUCGUGGUCUAGAUGUUGAUGAUAUAAAUGCAGUACAAUAUCUAUAUGGAAGAAAAAACAAAUAUGAUUCAAUCCCAAAGUCUACCACCGCAUCAGCAAUACCAAAAACAACAACAACUAUAAGAUCUACAACUCUUCGCUUAGCUUCUAUACUUUCUGCACUGCUUCCAUCGUCCCCCUUUGGUAUGGAAGGAUUUACCUUCCAAGGUUGGUCGUCAUCUGGCGAUCUCCUGAACCUUAUUUUUGUUCCAACGUGCCAAGUGGGAUCUGCUUUUGGAUUAGUUAAGUCUUGCGAAAAUCCAGCGUUGAAUUCGUGUUGCUCCCCAGAAUGUCUAACUUCUAUGUCAGACCGAACUGAUCCAUCAUCUCCGUGGACUAUUUGUGGGUUAAACGACCAAGGUUUUCUCUCUUGCCAUGUCUGA